CCGGGGGCAGGGAGGGACGUUUGCUAUGUUUUGACGGACUUAAACCGCGAGAGGGGAGGGCGAAGGGUUUCAGUAAUCGGGUUGUGAUUGUUCACCAGAUCUGUUUGCGCCUGGACCAGGGUACCUGUUGCGGUUGAGUGACCCCCGAACCCACCAGUUUCCUCCUCGCCACUCCUAAGUCGGUUAGUGUGUCUCGGGAGUGGACCCGUGUCCGCGGCGGACACUUCGGGAAACCCCGGGGGUCGGGGGCAGAGCCCCUUCAUUCUCGACCCGGGGGACGGACAUCUUAUCCAUCACCGUCACUGUGACCUGCUACCAUGGUGUCUCGACGGGUCCCCCUCAUCUUCCAUCUGCCUGCGUUCCUCUGGUAUAUUUUCGUCCUUCACCAGGACACGCUACUGACAAGCGGAGGCCGCCUCCUCGGUGCCGGCACUUACGGAGGCCGCUGGAAGUACCUGACCUUCAUCAACAUGGUCCUGCAGACUACAUUUUUUGGAGUGUGUGUCCUCACAGACCUAGUGUGGCGCCUUUCUCAGGCUGAUAAACGUAUGCAGCGAUUGUUGUUGAGGAUGAAUGCUCUCCAGGACUGGCUGUUCUCAGCUCUAGCCCUUCCCAUUGGCUUUUUUGUCGUUGUGAGUUUCUGGAUUCUUUAUGCCUAUGACCGGGAACUUGUUUACCCAGAGCAACUUGACAAAAUCAUCCCAACCUGGCUGAAUCAUGCAAUGCACACAGUGGUCUUGGUGCUGCUCAUGUUGGAGCUGUUUGUGGUGCAACAUCGCUGGCCCAAUCGCAAAGGAUGUCUGGUUGUUCUUGUCACCUUCUGCAGUUCCUAUUUGCUCUGGGUACUUUGGAUUCGGCACAGGUCGUCUAUUUGGGUCUACCCCAUUCUGGAGGCGCUCAGUCCCAUUGGCCUGUGUAUCUUCCUGACAGCAGCUGUCCUUGUAACUGUCUGUUUGUAUGUUGUUGGUGAGAAACUGCAUCGCUGGAAAUGGGGUCUCCCGGAUCAGUGUGGGAAGAAAUCUUGCUACUUUGAUCGAGAUCCGUCACAAGAGUGCAGGUUGAACUCGGCCGGCAAGGCUGCAAGUGAGAAACACAGCAAUCCUGACAUUCCUCACUCUGCAUCUCCAUCCACUGCACCAACUGUCUCGGAGUCCUGUGGGAAUCCCACCCCAUUCCCAGACCCUUUCCAGCAGAAGCUUCUAGAUCUUCAAAAGGAGGGGUUUGAACAUUUGGCAGUAAAGCUGGACCAGAUGAUUGACCUAAUGGGAAAUAUUGCCCAGAGUUUGAGCGCACUGCCUCUCAUCCAGGCCGAGCCAUCUGUUCCUGUGAUUCACUGUCCGUCUCCCGCUACAGUUAGUCACAGAGCAAAGCCAUCCACUCCUGAACAGAGUGAGUCAACCAUUGACCCCUCUGGGGACCCUGAGCUGGACACCGACACUCAAAAAGAGAUUGACUAUCAAAAACCUGUUCGCCUCCCCUUAAAAAGUCAGCUGCCCAGUCUCCGAAGGACAAUGAAACCUACCUCCUCAGUGAGUUCAGGAGUAAAUGCAGUAUCAAGUGUGGAACUGAAACAGGCAGGACAGGGAUCUUCCAGCUUGAUUCCCAAUCUGUGAUGUCUCACUGAAAGAAAGUGUGGAAUCCAUGAGAAAAUCAAAGUGAGGUGGUGGCUAUUUGGAUUUGAAUACCAUGAUGGCUGGUGGAAAAAUUGUGACAUCAUAAUUUUGAGCCCAUGAUCACUUAAUGUAAGGAUCACCAACAGUAGCUGUGUUCACAGUGAAAUAUCCUUUCUUUCUCAGAUAUAUAUACUUCUGGUUAAUCUCCGAUAAGAUGGAAUUCCAAGAGAAGUACCUAUUAAAUUUAUGUGCAUUGUUAUUAAGUGUGCCCCACCCCACCCCAAUCAAAGCACCAUUAUCAGACACAUGAUAAUGCAGCUGGUGACAUAAUCAGUAACUGGCAGCAUUAAGCCUCUGUCAGGCCUCAGCCUCUGCUUGCCUGGUGAUUCUCUGUUGAGCUGCAGUCUCUGUAGAAGCCUUGCAGUUUUCUACUGAGCUUAUGUGAUAACGUUAAUCAAAUUUCUAGACCCAUUAAUUGGCAGCAGUCAUGCCUUAUACACGAUCGAGUAAAGAACACAUCUCAGCUCUGGAGAAUGUGUGCAUUCUGCUCACACAAGGGCUAUUCCAGCUGAGAUACAGCCUGUUCUAUUCCGAACUCUAAGCUAUUCAUACCUAAACUCACUGAGGACCUGGUGAUUGGAAAAAGAAAAACCAGAAUUACUCUUUUGUUUAAAAAUCCAAAACUCACUCCUAUCCUGGGGACACGAUUAAGAGGUCAUUUGGCACCUUGAUCAUUGGUUGAUUUAAUAAUGACCUUACCUUUCCUGUUUGAGGCCCAAGAUGCUUUACUGCAUUGUGGUCAAAAGUCUGUGUACCUUAGUUUUGAAUAUUUUCAGUGACUCAGCCACUACUGCUCUGUUGGGGGAGAAACAACCCUCGGAGAAGAAAAACCCCUUAAAUAGAAGACUUAUUCUCAAACUGCAUCCCUAGUUCUAGAAUCCUCUUAGCAUCCCUCCUGUCAAGCCUCUUUUUCUUAAAAAUAGCACAUUUCAUUCUUCUAAUCUCCAGUGAGUUUCGGCCAACCUUCGUACUUCGAGAUGAUGGUAUAGUGGUAAUGUUACUGGAUAAUUGGAGGCCCAGGCUGCUCUCGGCACGUGGGAGCUGGUGGAAUUGAAAGUUAGGCUCUGUAAUGGUGACUGUGACAACUAUCAUUUAUUGUUGUAAAAACUAAUUAGGUUCGCUGCUGUCCUUUUUGGUAAGGAAAUCUGCUGUCCUUACCUGGCCUGGGCUACAUGUGUUGCCUGACCCACAGCAAUGUAGUUGACUUUUAACUGACCUCUGAAAUGGACCUAGCAAAUCGCACAGUUCAAAGGCCGCUAGAUGUGGGAACAAAUACUGACCUUGUUGACAAUGCUCACAUUGCAUGAAAGAUUCAAGAAAAUAAACUUUUUCAUCUCAGGAUUUCAUGAAGCAAGACUUCUUUGAACUGCCUUCAUACCAAGUUUAUCCUUUAAACAGGAAGCCAAAACUGUACACAGUAUUCCAGGUGUGAUCUAAUCAAUAACGUGUGCAGUUGGACCAAGACUUCCUGACUUUUAUCUUCCGUUUCCCUUGCAAACAAAGGCCAGGAUUUCAGUUGCCUUUGUCGUUACUUCCCUUGCCAGCCUACUAGCCUCCAGUGUUUCAUGUGCAAAGACACCCAAGCCCUCUGUACUGCAGCAUUUUGAAUUCUUCCUGACAAAUCGGACAGCCUCAUAUUUUCACACAUUCCAUCUGCCAAAUUUUGCCUGCACACUUAACCAUUCUGUGUUCCGUUGUAGACUCUUCGUAUCGUCUUCACAGUUUGCUUUACUACCCAUCUUUGUAACAUCAGCAAAUUUGGCUACAAAUCAUUAAUAUAGAUCGUAAAUGUUAAAGACUAGUACAGGUACAUGCAGCAGUACACUAGUUUGCCAAUCUGAUACUGAUCCAUUUUUUCCAGCUCUCUGUUUCCUGUUAGUUGUCUAGUCCUCUAUCCGAGCUCCAGUCCAAUAUCAUGAACUCUUAUCCUGUGCAGUGAUUUUUUUUUCUUUUUGUGGGACCUUAUUGAAAGUCUUUUGAAAAUGAAAAUGCACUACAUCUCCUGGUUCUGCUUUGUCUCCCUGCUUAUUGUAUCCUCAAAUAAUAUUAAUAAAUUUGUCAAACAUGAUUACCCUUUUCACAA
Molecule: messenger RNA, 3756 nt
Organism: Stegostoma tigrinum
Lineage: Eukaryota; Metazoa; Chordata; Chondrichthyes; Orectolobiformes; Stegostomatidae
Gene: adtrp1
Product: androgen dependent TFPI regulating protein 1
Exons: 7
Coding region: 318-1613 (431 amino acids)
Cellular component (GO): membrane; endomembrane system
Source: RefSeq, a predicted model, not a curated record